UCCGCGCGGGGAUGACGAAGCUCUACGUCGGAACUCCGCGCGUAAUAAUUUCUCGAGCAGGAGGCGUGAAGCUAUGGCCAUGUUCUUCCUAUUAAUAUGUUCCCCGCCAUUGUUCUUAUUCCCGACUUGUGCAGACAGCCGGUCAUCCGUUAUCCCCGCCACAAUCACCUUAACCAAAAAAGGCAACCCCUAACGUGCCGGAACUUCCAUAUAAGUGGCCAUGGAAAGGCGUCGAAGCGCCGGCAGGGACUUUUCACUUCUCCGGUGCAUGGUGCUGGUCUCAUUAAAUCUCCUCCUCGCUCACGUUUUUUCUCUCUGCCAACUAGAGUGUUGUACUGGUGAUGGCUGAGAAGGACGUCGAACUGUUCGUGGAGGACGGUAUUUGCUGCGAGGAUGGUGAUGACUGUGUGGAGAGCAAUGGAAGUGACAGCGGAAGCGAAGCGGAACAUUGUGGGGAACGUUUGUCAUCUAACCAGUGGCCCCAAAGCUACAGCAUUGACUCAAGCACAACUUCUGCAUUCCCAAGCUUUGGGUGGCUUAGAGGUACUUCAAGUAGAUAUUCAAGCCUUGACCUUGGCUCACAAAGUGGACAUGAUCUAAACUUGAAGCAACCUCUCCUUUCGGGAAGUAUUAUAGAGAAAGAUGGUUUGGACAAGAACUUCAAGAAAAUGAUCAGUUUAACUGGAGACAAAGCAAUUUCUUGUCAUGUACAAAUUCAUGGAAAACUUGCUUCUCAUGGUUGCAGUUUCACCCAGACUGUUUUUAAUGGAAUUAAUGUACUGGUAGGUGCUGGUCUUAUUUCCAUUCCGCAUACAAUCAGAGAGGCUGGUUGGAUUGCGUUGGCAUUCUUAGUGUUUUUUUCAAUUGUUUGCUGCUACACUGGAUUUCUUUUGAAAUACUGUUUUGAGAGCAAAGAAGGCAUUUUAAGCUACCCAGAUGUUGGAGAAGCUGCAUUUGGGAGAUACGGGCGACUUUUUAUAUCGGUGAGUUCGUAA
This is a messenger RNA of Dendrobium catenatum, 995 nucleotides long. RefSeq names its product amino acid transporter AVT1A. Lineage: Eukaryota; Viridiplantae; Streptophyta; Magnoliopsida; Asparagales; Orchidaceae. Gene Ontology annotation, molecular function: amino acid transmembrane transporter activity. The record is from RefSeq and is a predicted model, not a curated record. Bases 342 to 995 code for a protein of 217 amino acids. Gene Ontology annotation, biological process: amino acid transmembrane transport. The transcript has 3 exons. Gene Ontology annotation, cellular component: vacuolar membrane.